AUGCCGGCCCUCGGAUGUGCUGAUGAUACAGUCCCCGACAGCCUCACGCUUCGAGAGGAGCCUCCCCCACCGGUCUAUCUCGACAAGUCUCUCACUCGUCUGGCUGAGACCAUCACCGUCUCGUCCGGCUUCGUCGCAGAGAAACUAGGCGUCGACCCUCACAUCGUCUUGUACACCACCAUUGGCUGCAUCCUGCUGGCCGUUCCAUUCAGCAUGUCGAGAUACGGCUGGCCUAUAAAUCGGGAAUCCCUCUCACCCUAUGGCUCCUCGUUAGGCGGCGUCCCUAAUAUCACAGACGACGACUUUAGCUACAUCACCUCCGAAGACCUCCACGAACCCGCGGGCGGCUCAAGAUACCAACCCCGCACCCACAAUGCGGUCCCUCCCGCGCCCGAAGACGAUAUUCUGCUCUUCAAGAACAAGGGCGUGACUUAUCCAGUACACUUCCCCGCCUACACCAUUGGUGACGGCAAGCUUCGUGUCUGCGACAUUCGCGAUCGCAUCGCCGUCGAGCUUGACCUCUCCGACCGCCGCGCUCGUCGCGCCAAGAUUCUCUACAAAGGACGCCAGCUGAAGGAGCCGGCGGCACCCGUCCGCGAUUAUGGCGUCAAGAACAAUAGCGAAGUCAUGGUGGUUCUACCUGAUAUUGCUCCUGGCGAGGAGAGUGGCUCUACUUCAGAUGAGGAGAUGGUCGUUGUUGCCGACGAUCGAGGCAGUGCCGGGGGCACGGGCGAUGACAAGAAGCGUCGGAAGAAGAAGUCGAAGAAGUCAAGAAAGUCAAAGACCGAGGGCAGCCCGCGCGACAGCGCUUCAACGUUCUCUCUGCCGGGUCGCGACUCGGAUACGCCGUCGUCACCUCGGCCCGCUGCUGCGACAGGCCCCAUUGCGGCUCUCAAUGAACUCGACAAUCACUUCAUGACGACUCUGUACCCAUUAUGCCAGGACUUUAUGGCGAAUACUCCGACAGAUCCGAAGAAAUUGGAGGAUGAGCACCGCAAGAUUACCGAAACGGUCAUGAUGCAGGUCAUCCUCAAGCUUGACGCUGUAGAAACGAAUGGUGACCCAGACGCGCGGGCGCGCAGGAAAGAGCUUGUCCAGAAGGUGCAGAACGUGCUGAAGGACCUGGACACGAGACUGAAGAAGUGA
Messenger RNA from Verticillium alfalfae VaMs.102, 1146 nucleotides. Its product is annotated as BAG domain-containing protein. The transcript has 3 exons. The coding region runs from base 1 to 1146 and encodes 381 amino acids. NCBI's taxonomy places the organism in Eukaryota, Fungi, Ascomycota, Sordariomycetes, Glomerellales, Plectosphaerellaceae. Gene Ontology annotation, cellular component: cytoplasm. Gene Ontology annotation, biological process: protein stabilization. The record is from RefSeq and is a predicted model, not a curated record. Gene Ontology annotation, molecular function: protein-folding chaperone binding; adenyl-nucleotide exchange factor activity.